GAGCUCAGAAGAAGAAGAAGCGCGUUGUGGUGGCUGCACCGCAACCGAGCGCCGGCGUCAUGCCAGCACCGUCCCCUCGCCCUUCGAUGCCGUCGUCGUCCCCGGGGGUGCCGCAGGAGGCCCACGCGAAGUCCGCCGACAGCGACCGCACGGCGGCUGUAGCGUCGUCCAGCGGCUUGGGGCCCACCGCGGCGCUCAGCGCCACCGCAGGCCCCGGCGCCACCGGCAAGAAGUCUCGGUUGUCCAAGCGGGCCAAAAAGCGGGCCAAGAAGCGCGACUCCAAGACGCACCGCCACACGCAGAGGCUGGCCUCGCUGGACGCCUUGAUCGCCGACGACGAAGCGUGCGCCUCACUGCCGGACAAAACGCGCCAAGUGCAAGGAACAACUGAAGCACAGGCCCAGCCCAGCCAGGAGGUACAAGAGCCUCCGGCUGAUACGGCAAUGGCAGUUGUCGCCAACAAGGUGGUGAUCAGCGGCGGCAGCGGCAACAGUGAGCCUGACAGCGGACACCAGAGCGGCAGCCAGGUCAAGCGGCCACUGGCGCCCAUGGAUGAGCAGAAAAAACCAAGGAGAGCCUCUUCACCUCCGCUCUUGGUUCGCGUGCUCAAUCAGGUUCGCAUAGCCGCGUCUCCGAAAAGAGCCGUCCACCCGGAGGAACCUCCCGAUCAGCCGCUAGCAGCACAAGAUGCCCCCUUGCCGACUGGUGACGAGCAGCAGAGACGAAAAUCCUCCGUGCACUUCGGCUCGACGACGCUCCGCGAGUUCUCGCGGUUAUCGACGCUCACCGAUGCGAACGUCGUGUCGCCGGUGGUGGCGUGCAGCCUGGCGGCCCUGGUGAGCCUGCUCUGCCUGCUGCUGCUGGCGGUGCUGUGGGCGGGGCCGCAGCCGCUGCUCGAGCGCUGCGCCAGCCUGGACUGCCGCCAGGCGCGCGCGUUCCUCGACAUGCUGAUGGACGCCAGCGUGGACCCCUGCAAGGACUUCUUCUGGCACGCUUGCCGCCGCUGGGUCACCGGCCACUUCGGCGGUGGCACGAACUUGAGCGGCCAGGCGCUGCGCGACACGCUCCUCUCGCUCAAGCGGGCCCUGCUCGACCGCGCCGCCGACGCCGUGGCAGUCGCCGCGAGACCGGUCCGGUUCUACAGGGCGUGCAGCAUGUUCCCGACCCUGCCGUACGCCAUGACACCAUCUAGUCUCGUGGAGCGCUUCCGGAACGACACUUCCGUGCUGACCAUGACGGACACCGCAGCAGUUCUGCACAGAGUGGUCCAGCUGUCCCUGAUGAGGCGCGUGUCGACUUUGUUCGGCGUCGCGCUGGUCGACUACCACGGCAACGCAAGCCUCUAUCUGUCGCGGACUAAAAGCCUGGCGCGCAAGCUCAACGACGUCAAGCAUGGCCCGUCAUUCGUGGAAUUCCUGACGGAACUUGUGGAAGUCACCCUUCCGCUCGCACCCCAGAUUCCCAGCAACGACACGAAGACCACCGUCGACGCGCUUCUGGCGUUCGAUGACGUGGUGGACUCCAACGAAAGCGCAGCUGAUGGUACGACGGCUCUGAGCGCACCCAAUAUCGACUCUUUGGGUGAACUCAUGGGCGGCAACGACUGGAUUGAGUCUGUCAACUUGCUUUCGUCCCCAAGCUUCCAGCUCACCAAGGCGUCGAUAGUGAUGUGCGAUGGGUUUGAGUCUAUAAAGUCCACGGUAGAGUACUUCCGACGGAACUUCGCAUUGGGACUCCUCUACAUCUUUAUUCACAUUCUGAUGGAGGCAGGCCAGUUUUACUACCUCAAGCGUUUCACUUUCGACAGACAGGACGAGCUGGAAAGGACGUGCCUCGGCGCCAGCCAGGAUGCUUUGCCUCCGCUCUGGUCGAACCUGUUCAACAACUUGUCGCACAGCAACAAGACAGAGCCGUCGCGCGUUGAUGCCAUAUUCAGCCGUGUCCGCGAACUGUCUGCCCAGCGGCCGCCCAUAGAUGGCAUGACCAUUGGCGACCGAGAGCGGGCGAUCGCCGCACUGCGCCACGUCCAACUCUUGGAGCACAACACGUCGUUAAACGUUCUUCCGAAUGUGUUAGACGGCCUGAAUAUCAGCGAAGCACCGGGCGACUUCCCCAGUCUAUACAUCGGCGUGAAGACUGCGGAGACAAUGCGGCGGCUGGCCGAUCCGCCUUCGUUUGUCGAUGUGCUCUCCGGCUCCUUCCUGCUUACGGCUCGCGUCGUCUACUCCAAGGUCCUCAACACGGUUGUGCUUCCGGCCGCCCUGCGGCGCCCACCGUUUAUCUACUCGACGCGCGUGCCCAUCGAGUUCGACGUUGCCUCGGUGGGCGUUCUGCUGGCGCAGGCUGUCUUCCGUGCCGGCCUGCCUUCCGCCUCGGCAGGCGAUGCCGCCGCGCGCUGGUUCAACGGCAACGUCGACGAGUUUAUCAGCUGCGCGGAAGAAUCCGCUCAGUCCGUGCUGCGAACCACGCUGCGCUCGCUGCAUCCCCAAGACGCUCUCGAGCUGUUCUCGCUGACGCGCGCCAUCAAGAUAGCGCACACCGUGAUGCGCAAGGACUACGAACCGCUGCGCUUCCGUCGUGGCUACCACGAAGCCUGGACGCUGGCACAGCGCACGUUCUUCCGGCGCUUCUGCCUUCUCGUCUGCAGCUCGGACGUGGGCAGCGAAGGCAUCGUGGUGUCGAGGCUGCGCUGCAUGCUGCCGCUGCUCAACAUGGUCGAGUUUACGGGCGCGUUCGAGUGCAACGAGUUUCCGAACUUUAGGAAACUCCGGUCGUGCCUGUCCGUCUAGUAGACCCCAGAUUUAACGAUAUAUCUGUCGUGCACUCUCGCUUUUGCUCAUGGAUUUCUCAAAGCUCGGUGUCGGUACAUUCCGCGUUUGUGCGACAGAGUUGCGGGCAUGCACCGGUGCGAUUGAUUCGACUAUUGAGCACGAUGUUCUUGUAAUUUCUCUUCUGUGACCCUGCGUCCGCGCAUGCUGAAUUCAGAUGCGCAGUUUUCAUGGGCGAGUUGUUCACAUUGACCGAUCGAGUGAGAUGCGUGCGACAAGCGUUUUGCAUUGCAGACUUGCCGGCCUAUCGCUGCUUCUUCCUUGUCCCAUAACGCUAAUAUACUACUAUGCCGCUUAUGCAUAUGUUCAUGAGCCACAUCCCGCUGGGGUGCUCAUAUGGUACUAGCACUAUAUGCUGUACCUGCUACUAGCCUUGAUAUUGUAUUGGUUGGCAGUUGGUCGAAUUCGGUGUGCUUAGUUUGGUUGUUGCUAAAUAUAUUGGUUUUAUGACGUCGUUAAUGGUUUCGGAUAUGGAUACAGGUGCGUGAACUAUUUUGCUGCGUUUUGUAAAGCUGGGACCUUGCUGUGACUACUUGCCUAUAAUAUUAAACAGGCCUCGCACCGGCAGCUACUGCGCAAAUAAAGCCUGACGUUUUUCACAUAAAAGUUAUCAUCCACAAACUUUAUUACCUUUAUUUAUGUUUAGGAACGAACACGGCGAUAUAGUAAACGUGGUCGAGGAGCACCUUCACCGCUUUCAUUCUGUCGGCAUGAAGUGGCGCGUCCGGGUAGCGCGGCAGCCGCACGUGCGCAGGCCCCGGGGAUGACUUGAUUGCGGCCCCGUUGUACGCGUCCGACUUUCUCCUUUUCAUCGAUUAUUUCAUUUUCAUUUUACGUGUUCCUUUGGGGUUAGUGGAGCUAACCCAACUUAACCAAUCCACUAUAUUUAGCAUAAAUAGCGAACUAAUUAGUAUAUUAUAUGCUAAUUAGUACUGUGUUAAUAAAUUAGAUGUACCUACUAAUUAGUAUAGUACAUGCUAAUUCGUAGGAACAUCUGCAUGCUGAAUGUGCUGAACAAAUAUGUCUACUCUGGUCUUAAUUUGCAAUGAACAUAAUUAUAAUCUAGUGAGCAUAGUAAGUUCAGAAAUACGUAUUUUCAGAUUCGCACAGAUUAACGUACCGAGUGACCACUUAUUCGUUCCAUUGCUGUGUCAUGAAUUUAAUUAGCAUAUGUAUAACGUCAUCACUUAAAAAAAACCAUAUCUGUACAAGAAAAUACAUAAGGCAGGUUCGGACUCGUGCAAAUUAAAGGGUCUUUUGAACACUUUUUGUAUCUAAUAGGAAAUCGCUGCCGAUCUGUACACGAAGCUCCUUUGAACAUGUGAGCCAAAUAUUGCACUGCAUGCAGCAGGAAAUUUACAAUUUCGGGUCAAAAACGGUGAAACAUCGCUAGCUUUCUCUUUCGCAGUGUCAGAACCUAUGUAGCAAGCAGCAAAGUUGCCAACCAACCGGUAUUGGCGAAUUUCGUGAUGGCGAGAACAUUCUCAGUAAUGCUAUAAUUGCUCAUUUUGAGCUGACCUUCUCGCAUAGAGAGAGUGUGGCACACUCCUGAAUCUGAAGUAGCGUCGUAAAAAAAAAAAUGGGACUGCCCAACUUUUGGGCGCAUCAAGGUAGGUGAUGGCUUCAUGUGCACGCUGUGUUCUCGCAUGCCUGGUUCACACUGAAGCGAGAGGCCACCACGAAGGAGAAUUUGUUCGCCGCUGCUGCCGUGCUUCAUCACGCCAGCGUUCUGACAGUGAAUAUCCACGGUCAUCAAGUGAGAUCUGUCCAUGUUUGCUGUGCACGCGUGGCACCUCGCUUGUUAUUUUAGUAAGCGAAUGUUUACAGCACAUCAUACAGCUUACAGAACUACUAACUUUACUGUGUAGAGCUGUCUAAUGAUUUGCUAUCGCAAUCAAUUUUUACGCAUUUGACCGUCUCUCUGGAGCAGCUUCAGAAACGGUAGAGAUGGCUACCUGAUAUGAUGGCUGUGUUGCUUGCCCUGUAUUAGGAAUUGUAUAUUUUCUGCGCUCAAGGAGGGAAGAAGAGGCUGGAAGUUAUCAGUAAAUUAUUAAGCGCACCAAGUAGUGCAUGCCCUUUACCAAGGGCUCGUGUACACCUAGAGCGUUGAAAGUCUGCCUUGAAUAAUGUACUUUUCUGUUCAAGGCAUUUCUCGUGUAGCUUUCUUUGCAUGUUUUGUUUAUUUGCCAAACGUCCGCCUUUUCAAGCCUUUUGUGUGGCCUCUCUUGUAACUCUAGAUAUAGAAAUAAAAAUGUUUCGUGUUAUUUGUAA
Messenger RNA from Dermacentor albipictus, 5099 nucleotides. RefSeq lists its product as uncharacterized. The record is from RefSeq and is a predicted model, not a curated record. Gene Ontology annotation, biological process: protein processing. Gene Ontology annotation, molecular function: metalloendopeptidase activity. Gene Ontology annotation, cellular component: plasma membrane. NCBI's taxonomy places the organism in Eukaryota, Metazoa, Arthropoda, Arachnida, Ixodida, Ixodidae.